Pseudoliparis swirei is the source of this 8935-nucleotide messenger RNA. RefSeq names its product Ral GTPase activating protein catalytic subunit alpha 2 (gene ralgapa2). The record is from RefSeq and is a predicted model, not a curated record. Gene Ontology annotation, cellular component: nucleus; cytoplasm. The coding region runs from base 158 to 6331 and encodes 2057 amino acids. Lineage: Eukaryota; Metazoa; Chordata; Actinopteri; Perciformes; Liparidae. Gene Ontology annotation, biological process: positive regulation of GTPase activity; regulation of small GTPase mediated signal transduction. The transcript has 41 exons. Gene Ontology annotation, molecular function: GTPase activator activity.
AAAAAAGGAAAGCGGGACUCCAGCGGCCGUUGGCCGAAUGUUUACCGAGCAGGCAGCAGAGUGGCGGCGCUGAGGAAAGUGACAGUCGCGCUGGAGGCUCGGUGCAUGGUGGGAAACGCAGGUGAUCUCAGCGUCCACGGUUGCAUUUCACAGCGGUAUGUUCACUCGAAGGGGACAUGGAGACGUCAAGAAAUCUACACAGAAAGUUCUGGACCCAAAGAAGGACGUGCUGACCCGGCUCAAACACCUGCGGUCACUGUUAGAUAUCAUUGACAAGAGUGAAUUGAAGCCGUUCUUCGAAUGCAACUGUUCUCAGAUUUAUUUUAUCUUCUAUGAAAAUUUCAUUACACUGGAAAGCAACUUAAAACUAAAAGGGAACAAAUCUCAAAGGGAGGAGCUGGACUCUAUCCUCUUUAUUUUUGAAAAAAUUCUUCAACAUCUGCCUGAGAAAAUCUACAACCGAUGGCAGUUUCACAGUAUAGGUUCCAUACUGAAAAAGCUUCUACACACUGGAAAUUCAUUCAAGAUCCGAUGUGAUGGGAUUCGUCUCUUCCUGCUGUGGCUGCAGGCCCUUCGGGACAACUGUGCCGAGGAGCAGUUCCUUAUCUUUGCCUGUCUGGUGCCAGGAUUCCCCGCCGUGCCCUCCUCCAGAGGGCCCUGCACCCUCGACACCAUCAUUUACAACCCCUUCUCUAAUCCCCCUGAUGCCAAGGUGGUGCCGGAGGAGAUUACCCCGCUGGUUCCGGCUGUAGUCGGAGAAAAGGUUGCAGAUGACCAGACCUGUUACGUCCUCGAAACCCUGCUCAAGUACAUGGUCAUCCAGGCAUCCAGUUUAGAAUGGCGCAACAAAGAGAACCAGGACACGGGCUUUAGGUUUCUCUUCAGCCUGUUCAAGAAGUACUACCUUCCACACCUCUUCCCCUGCUUCACCAAGCUUACAAAUCUCUACAAGCCUUUAUUAGACCUCCCCCACCACCGACCAAAACCCUUGUAUGUGCCGGUGACGCGGAACAAUGAGAGCACCUUCUGCACCAGGGACCAGUACCUGGCCCCCCGUGUGGCCUUCAUCUCCUGGCUGGUCACCUUCUUCCUGGAGAAGAAGUACGUCAGCAGUGCCGCUGCGGCGCAGAGCGCCAAGAACGGCACCGAGGUCAUUCCCAAACUCAUCCAGACUGUCACUGCAGGCAGUAGCAGCCAGGAGAAGGAGAAGGAGAAGACAUCCGAGGGCGAUACGACCGGGCCAGCGGGUGAGCCGGAGAAGAGCCACUCCAACAGCAGCACGCUGUCCGAUCGACGGCACAGCGAUUCCAGUUUGUGUAGCAUUGAGGAGGAGCACCGCCAUGUCUAUGACAUGGUGCAUGCCAUCCUGCUGUCCACCAGAGACAAUGUGAAUUUUGUCAACGAGGUCUUCCACCAGGCCUUCCUGCUACCGUCUUGCGAGGCAUCAGCAACCAGGAAGGUGAUCAAAGUGUACAGGAAGUGGAUCCUGCAGGACAAGCCCGGCUUUAUGGCAGAGCCUGAGAAAACCACCCAGGAAGAUGAGGUUGAUGACCACUCUGAACCGAUACUCAGCCCAGAGGUUACCAACAUGCACGUAGAGACGGUAGAGAGUCACGGCCACAGGCGUUCGUCCAGCUGGGGGAGGACUUACUCGUUCAGCAGCGCCAUCAACAGGGGCUUUCUCACCGAGGGGCAGAACAGGGAUGUCAAGGCUGGUAUCCAGCCCACACUACAGGUGUUCCUGACCAACUCGUCCAACGUUUUCCUGCUGGAGCCAUGCCAAGAUGUAGCUAAACUCCUGGAUAACCAGGUCGAGGUGUGCAAGGGUGUUCUCAGCAUCUACCGGCACAUGAUCAUGGAGCACACGAUGAAUACACAGACAUGGGAGCAGUUGCUGCAGGUACUGCUGAGGAUCACUGAGGCAGUGAUGAAGAGGCCACUGGAAAACCAAAGAAAAGACAAUUUCGCUGAAAGCUUAGCAUCUAUACUUUUUAGGACCAUCAUUGUGGCGUGGGUGCGAGCCAACUUAUGCGUAUUUAUCUCCCGGGAGCUAUGGGACGAGCUGCUGGCAGUGCUGUCCUCUCUUACCUGCUGGGAGGAGCUGGUGGUAGAGUGGGCCAGCAUCAUGGACUCGCUGACGGCUGUGCUGGCACGCUCCGUUUACGGCCUGGACAUGGCCAACCUGCCUCUGGACAAACUCAGCGAACAGAAGGAGAAGAAGCAAAGAGGACGUGGUGUGCUCCAGGACUCUCAGAAGGCAGCGGCAGCAGCAGUGGCGCGCUCCUUUUCACUGAGUUGGAGGAACCAAGGGGAGCAGGCCGGACAAGGAGUUCAGGAGCCCAUGAGGAUUCGCUCCGCCACGACGUCAGGAGCUCCCGGUGUAGAGAAAGCCCGAAACAACGUCCGACAGAAGGCUUCCGCGAAGCGAAGCCAGUCCAUCAGCAACUGUGUUCAUCUGUACGAGGCUUUGCCCAAUGCUAAAAGCGUUCCUAUGCUGCUCCACACUGUGAGCUCUUUCUUGCCUGGUAUCUCUUCUGGUAACUCUGCUUGCUCUCACAGACUCUCAGAUGUGGAGGAGUGUCAGCUGUCAGAAUGUGGGGGGGAGGAGGAGCUGGCAGGCGGGGAAAGCCCUCUGCCACGUAGCAGCAGCACCUCCGACAUCACCGAGCAACUGUCUGACACUCUACCAGCCCAGAAGAGAGAGCACUCCCCUACUUCCUGUGGCUCUGACAGCAGGACAUCUGAGGAAAGGAGAGAGAGCAGCGAGCCACCAGUGAUCCACAUCCGGCGGAGCAGCAGUCCAACUGAAACCGAGUGCAACGCUGAGGGACACACAAACUACCCGAGACCCAAGCUCAGAGAAAAAAGCGAGAGCAUAAGCAGCGAGACAUCCAACGGCUACCUCAAUGAAGCUGAGGUUACCUGGCAGGCCUUUGAUGAGGAAGCUGACACUCAGUCCACGCAGUCAGCCCACAUGGACGUGACUACCGACCCCCAGAGCCAGGGCAGUCUGCUGCUCAUCCACAACGAGGCUCUCGCAGGUCCCGAGUGUGCCCUCCCUCCCCACUCUGCACCCCAGUCCUACCACAACCACUACCACUACCCCCAGAACCCGCCCGCCUCACCAGCCCUGCUGGUGCACACAGAAUGCCCGCGGGACUGCCCCCUGGACGACACCAUGCAUCAGUCUGUCUUACACAUGCCACACCACAUGGACAGUAGUGAGUGUCUAGCUGAUGAUGUCAGCAUAAUUGCGGGCGGGACCUUGACUGGUUGGCAUGCUGAUUCGGCCUUCGUCCUGUGGAGGAGGAUUUUGGGUAUUUUGGGAGAUGUCAACAGCAUCCGCUGUCCAAAAAUCCAUGCCAAGGUCUUCUACUGUCUGUAUGAGCUCUGGCACAAGCUGGCCAAGAUCCGGGACAAUCUCGGGAUCAGUGUGGACAACCUGUCUUCUCCCCCCCAGCCCGCCUUCAUCCCUCCUCUUCGAAUGCUGGCCUCCUGGCUCUUUAGGGCCACCAUGCUGCCGCCUGAGUACAAGGCCGGCAAGCUGCAGGCCUACAAGCUGAUCUGUGAGAUGAUGACCAGGCACCAGGACGUGAUCCCCAACAGUGAAUUCCUGGUGCACCUCUACCACGUCAUGCACAAGGGCAUCACCAGCAACGACCAGGAUGUGUUGAACACCAUCGUCCGUUGCUGCUCGCCUCGCUUCUUCUUCCUCGGCCUGCCGGGCUUCACGAUGCUCGUUGGAGAUUUCAUCACUGCUGCUGCCUGCGUGCUCAGCUCCGUCUCCUCAGAGGCUCCAAGGACGGAGGCUCAGACCGUCCUGGGCUCUCUCGUGUGUUUCCCCAACCUUUAUCUACAGAUUCCUGUCCUGCAGCGUGUGCCGGGCUCUGAUGACAUCACCGUAAGCGAUGAGAAUAUCAAGGAUUACCUGGUCAACAUCUUACUAGAGACUGCAACAAAGGAACACUGUGAAGGGGCCAGGUGCAUUGCUGUGUGCAGUCUGGGUUUGUGGGUGUGUGAGGAGCUGAUGCAGAACAACAUCCACCACCAGGUCAAAGACGCCAUCAAUGUUCUGGGAGUAACACUAAAGUUUGGGAACAAAGCGGUGGCUCAAGUGGCCUGUGACGUGUUUCAGCUGCUCAUCUCCCACUGGGAACAUCUCCUGAGGUUGGAGUCCACUUUGCCUAAGAAAAUCAUUGAGAUCUUUGUGGCCACAAUAGCCUUUUUGUUGCCAAGCGCAGAGCACUCAACAGUGGAAGCAGACAAAAAGUUGAUGGUGUCCCUGCUGCUCUGCCUGUUGGACUGGUGCAUGGCCGUUCCCCUGAGUCUGCUGCUGGAGCCCAUCACCAUGCCGUCGCUGGAGGACCGCACGUCCCACAAGGCCCCGCUGCUGGACUACAUCUACAGGGCGCUGCACUGCUGUGUGGCCGGCUCCAACCUGCACACCCAACAGAGCCACUACCUGCUCAGCCUGUCAGACUUGUCCACUGACUAUGACCUCAUGUUGGGUCAAGUUAAGAGCUUCGAGCCGCCGCCCUCCCAGACCGCCACCACCGACUUCGGCGACCUGCUCACCGUCGCCGAGGAAAAGCGACGUCGGAACAUGGAGUUGAUUCCCCUGACGGCGCGGAUGGUCAUGACGCACCUCGUGAACCAUCUCGGCCAUCAUCCCCUGAGUGGCGGCCCCGCCCUGCUCCAUAGCCUCGUGAGCGAGAACCACGACAACCCUUACGUGGAGUCGUCCGAGCUGUCCUCCGAGGUCUUCAAAAGCCCCAACCUGCAGCUGUUUGUCUUCAACGACAGCACGCUGGUGUCCUACCUGCAGAUCCCCGCCGAGGCCCCCGCUGUCGGACAGCCCCCCAAGCCCUCCUCCCAAGUGCGCGUCAUCGUCCGGGACAUCUCGGGCAAAUACUCGUGGGAUGGCGCAAUCCUCUACUGCACCACCCAGGAGGACUCUGUCGAUGCAGGCGUUUUUAAUGCAGUUGAUCGCCCUCUUUCGACGACCGCCGAUGUCUCUCACAGCGGAAACCAGCCCAACUCUCCGACAAAGGGGCCGUACAAAAACCACUGCUCCGUCUCGGACUCACUCUCCGACUGCUGUGAGGAGGAGGAGGUCGAUAUUCUGGAUAUGCUUUUGGAGAACCUCGGCCACAGCAGCCCAGAAUGCCUGCCCCAGCCACAGCUCAGGCUCAACCAGCCGGCCUCCUCCCCCCAUGGCAUGAACAUAGAACAAGAGAGCGCCAUCCUCGAGGCCAUUCUGCGCCAGACGCAGCAGGAGGAAGAGCAAGUGAGGAGGUGGGAUGCUGAUGUCAGUUUUCGGGCCGCCUGCCACAGGGAACCCUCCCACCAGGAGCCGAAGGCCCCUUUCUACUUCUGCCGGCUGCUCCUUAAUGACCUUGGCAUGAACUCUUGGGACCGCAGGAAAAGUUUCCAUCUGUUGAAGAAGAACUCCAAACUCUUAAGGGAACUGAAGAACUUGGAUUCCAGACAGUGCCGAGAGACGCACAAGAUUGCCGUGUUCUACAUUGGAGAGGGCCAAGAGGACAAGUGCUCCAUCUUAUCAAACAGCGCAGGCAGCCAGGCGUACGAGGACUUUGUGUCUGGGCUGGGAUGGGAGGUGGACCUGGCCACGCACUGUGGCUUUAUGGGUGGCCUCCAGAGGAAUGGCAGCACGGGUCUCACGGCUCCUUACUACGCUACGUCCACCGUGGAAACCAUCUUCCACGUCUCCACUCGCAUGCCAUCUGAUUCUAAUGACUGCCUCACCAAAAAGCUGCGUCACCUGGGAAAUGACGAGGUGCACAUCGUGUGGUCAGAGCACACACGGGACUACCGACGUGGCAUCGUCCCAACGGAUUUUGGGGACGUGCUGAUAAUCAUCUACCCAAUGAAGAACCACAUGUAUUUUAUCCAGAUCAUGAAGAAACAGGUUCCUUUCUUCGGGCCGCUGUUUAACGGCGCCAUCGUCACUGGGACGCUGCUUCCGAGCUUGGUGCGGGCCACCUGUAUCAAUGCCAGCAGAGCUGUCAAGUCCCGGCUGACUCUCUACCAGAGCUUCUAUGAGGAGCGGGCGCUCUACCUGGAGGCCAUUGUGCAGAACCACAGAGAGGUCAUGACCUUUGAAGACUUUGCCUCACAGGUCUUCUCUCCUUCUCCCGGCUAUCCAAUGAGUGGGACAGGCUCCUUCACCGGCAGCGCGAGCACCGAAGCUGGAAGCACCGCGACGGACUCCGUCGACCAGGUUUCUCCCACGAUGCCGCGGGCCACAAAGAACCGAGUUUCCGGAAAACUCCGCCGAUCAGCCAGCGCUAUAAGCAAAUCCUCCAAUUGAGCUCUUCAUCCCCUCCUCCCCCCCCCCCCCACCCCCGCCCAGAGUGCAGCCUUUAACCUUUCGCCGGGGCUGAGAGAGUUGUGUCUUUUUUCCCGUGAGUCCUUUGUUUUUAUUUCGUGUCCCCCCACAUGUAACUGGAGCAUAUUGCAAUUUUUUUAAUUUAAGUGUCAAUCAUUGAUUUCCAUUUGUCGUGGCGUUUAACGGCUCGAUCGAGAUGGACGUGUGACUAUUUAUGUUCACCCUGGUGGUUUCUGCUUCAGACGUAGGAGUCUUAAAGCGACCUGUGAUAACAAUGUCAUUUUUAUUCCCGUGUUGUCGUCCGGCUGCACUGGAGAGGAACAGUUCUCCUCCAGUGAGGCGCCGGAGGACGGCUCCGCUUUGUUUCCACGCCUCCGUCUCUUAAUGCGAUGAAGCACUGAACGACACGGCUGUAAAUGGCACCUCGCUGAACCUGCACUAAAGAUUGGUCUCCAUUUAUAGACGUGUCUGCCUUUUAUACCUCCUUCUGCACCUGCCACCACCUUCCUGUGUCCAAGAGAAGCACUUCGGGCGGUGGCCGUGGUCAGCUACACUGGAAAGGAGCACACACUGAUCACGGGGGCCUCCCCAGAACCAGAACUCACUGCACGACCACUCAGGCUUCCGGGGCCACGGAGGCCCUGCAGUAUACGAGCAGCCAGAGGCUUCUUUUCAUUUUAUUGUUUUGAACCCAGAGCGGACAAUCAAUGACUAGCUUGAGCUGAAGAGGAAGAAAUUUGUUUUUGUUUUUUUUAUCACAUUAAUUUCCCUUUUUAAAUGAAUUCCGAUGGAUUGUGUCACGAUUUGAUUUAUGCAUCUCUGCUGGAAUGAGAAAAGACUGCGUCUGUAAUCGUCCUCUGAUGUCGUUAACGUGAGCUCAUGUCCGGUAAUUGAAUAAGUUCCUCCCGUCUCUUUCCUCCGCGAUCGGUUCCUGUUCCCGUGAAGCUCAAGACGUCGACAUUCCAACGUUCCCCGCCGACGUCUUUUUGCACUCGCCGGCAUUGAUUUCACUCGCAUUGAAUGUUUUCCUUUGUUAUUGGAUGUAAAUUGCUUUAAACUGUAUUGUGUCUGUUGCUGGAUGUCCAUAGAGAGACGAUCUGAUGACAUGUUUGUUUUUAUUGUGUAUUCUUGAGCUGUGUAGAGGAAAAAUACCGCCAGAGCCUCAGGGGAAUCUUACCUCCAUGCACGUGUGUGUGUGUGUGUGUGUGUGUGUGUGUGUGUGUGUGUGUGUGUGUGUGUGUGUGUGUGUGUGUGUGUGUGUGUGUGUGUGUGUGUGUGUGUGUGUGUGUGUGUGUGUGUGUGUGUGUGUGUGUGUGUGUGUGUGUGUGUGUGUGUGUGUGUGUCAGUCAGUCAGAAGGAGCGUCUCACAGUGCCUGUGUAAUGUCUGUCCUGUAAGAUGCUGUCCAACACCACAUAAUCCGAUUUUAGUUCCUCCUCUUCGUCGUCUGAGACGAACCAUGGCCGCCCUGCGUCACGUCUCCUCGUCAGCCGCGUUCACUCAAAGUGUUUUGGGUUUUUUCCACCCUCUGUUUCUAAAGGUCAGUGUCAUGUGCUUCCCCUCAACAAAAACAACGGCAGAUGGAUUUUGAAUUGCGGGCUUCUCUAUUUAGUCUUUAUUACAGGUGGUGCGCCGCUCCGUCUUUAUCUGUGAAUGGAUCAAGUGGCACCGGCUCCUCCCCCUCCGCUCUCCCAUGAUCCUCUCCCCAUGUCGCCUCCUCGGGCCGAGGGAGGGGCGGCUGCUCUUGGUUUAGGUGGCAUGCCAGAGCUGAACUCCAACAGCCCUCCUAGCAACGACCAGGCCGACGCUCUCACUUCCCCAGCCUGCCCGCUCGGGGUUGUCAUGGUAGCCAGGUGUCCCCACCCCCCCCCCCCCCCCCACACACACACACACACACACAGUGCACUCACACCCUCUGAGGGCUCCACCCAAGCUGCAGCACUAUCCCCAUCUGUUGCACUACGAUGCCUUACUUUCCCCCCGUGCGCUCCUGUCGUGUUUCUCUCUUCCCUCACCCGUCGCCUCCUUUUGUUUGUUUAUUCCCCGAGCUGAAAAUGGGGAAUCCAAAUAGCAAGGAGGAUGGAUGGAUCCUUUUUUUGUUUUGUUUUUUGAAAAAUGUACAGAUUUAUAGGCAUGGAUCACAUCUAUGUUUUGUUUUUUAUGUCCCCCCCCAAAGCCACUUGAAGGAACCUUGCAGGAUGCUGAUCUUAAAGAUUGUAUAGAUGAUGUGUGUUGAAGGGCUCUGUGCUCCCCUUUGGUGGCCGCUGGAGAUGUUAGAUUGGACCAAGAUAAGGAUUGUGUCUUAAAUACGUGAAGAUAAUGAGCUAGCGUUAGGCCUAGUAUGUGUUUUGUUUUUUCCAACUCAAAUCCUUGUACAUUGUGUCAAAUUUGAGGGCUUGAGCGCCUUCCGAAUAUAAAUAUAUUAAUGCCUGUAAUAUAAUCUUUGUAUAAGAGAAAGAGGGGGAAAAAAGCUUGAAGAUGUCAUCAUUACUUGUCAACAUAUCAAACUGUUUUUAAAGACCGAAGUCCUAUCUUUAUUAGAAAUGUGGAAAUUUAAACAUUUCAUUAAAUUAAUUUUAAAUUCUAAA